This is a messenger RNA of Bombyx mandarina (wild silkworm), 1157 nucleotides long. RefSeq names its product Copper transporter 1A. The record is from RefSeq and is a predicted model, not a curated record. Gene Ontology annotation, molecular function: copper ion transmembrane transporter activity. Gene Ontology annotation, biological process: copper ion transmembrane transport. Gene Ontology annotation, cellular component: membrane. Lineage: Eukaryota; Metazoa; Arthropoda; Insecta; Lepidoptera; Bombycidae.
CCAAGGAAUAAAGUAUAAAGUAAUAGGUGCCAACAGACAUUGCAAUAAAUGUAUUCAUAAUUUCAGUUGCGGUUUGCAACGUACCACGUAUUCUAUUUUCAUAAAGUUCGCUACCAAUUAGACUAGGCUUUGGUGGUUUAUAUGAUCACAUUAAAAUUCAAAACGCUUUUAUCUUCGUAGUUCACAGUUCAAAUUAAUAUUUACAAAAGUUGAAAGUUUCUUUGGUUUUAUUGCAGUGCACCUACGUAGCCCCGUACUAGAUGGACGAACAUCAUGAACACCACAAUAUGGAUAUGGGCCAUGCUGGGCAUGAACACCAUGGGAUUGAUCAUUCAAGACAUAUAGGCCACCAAAUGCCUAUUAAUGGACUUCUUAAUUCAUCAUAUAACAGAAUUGUGCACAACACAGAUAUGAAUGAUCACAAUGUCCACACUUUUUCAGGCCAUGGUGAUCACAGUAGCCACAAUAUGGGCAUGUCCAUGACGUUUCACGGUGGCUACAUUGAAACUAUUCUCUUCUCUUGGUGGAACGUAACAGAAGUUGGUGAAUUUGUGGGAUCAUUUUUUGCAAUAUUUAUUAUAGCUUUGCUCUAUGAAGGCCUUAAAUAUUAUAGAAAGCAUUUACUAUGGAAGACAUAUGCAGGACUACAGUAUUGUGCCGUAGCACCACCAGACAAGGGAGUUGCCAAUAUUUGUGCAGCAGAUGAACCACAAAUUGUACAGCCAAUUCCUCAUAUGCUUGAAAGAAAUGUUCCUACGAUGAUGAGCACAGCACACGCAUGGCAAACGAUACUUCAUGGGGUUCAAGUGCUAGUUAGUUAUAUGUUGAUGUUGGUUUUUAUGACUUACAACACAUGGCUGUGCGCUGCUGUAGUAUUAGGAUCAGCGACAGGGUACUUCCUCUUUGGUUGGCGCGAAUCGGUAGUUGUUGACUUCACUGAACAUUGUCACUGAUGAAAAAUGUUCGCAAUUAUAAUGGUGAUUAGUAUUAGUUGUGAAGACCUUGUUUCGAAUACUGCUCAAAUAUAAAAAUCCAUGUUAUAAGAGGAAAGAUUAUAUGAAGUGCUGUUGAAUGAUUUAUACCAGUUAUACAAUAAAAAAAUGUAUCAUUUUAUGUUUGUACAAUCAUAUUAUUUAAUAAAAGAAUAUAUGACAAUA